UCCUCUCCUGGGGCAAGCACAAGCAAGUGGAGAUUGGCAGACAAUGGCAAUACAAGGGCUGGCUUUGGCUGCAUUCAUUCUUGCAGCGAAGGCAACAACAUUGGUUUCGGCUGCUUCACUCGUCACAUAUAUUUUUGGUGACUCGUUGACCGAAGUUGGAAACAACAAUUAUCUUCAAUAUUCUCUUGCAAGGUCUGAUUAUCCGUGGUAUGGAAUCGAUUAUUCCGGUAGAAAGGCAACCGGAAGGUUCACAAAUGGGAGGACUAUUGGUGAUAUAAUCUCUGCAAAACUUGGGAUUCCACCACCACCACCUUACCUUUCUUUGUCAAAGAAUGAUGAUGCAUUACUUACGGGGGUCAACUAUGCAUCUGGUGGAGCAGGAAUUCUUAAUGACACGGGCUUAUAUUUUAUUCAGAGAUUAUCCUUUGAUGAUCAAAUAGACUGCUUUAAAACGACUAAGGAAUCAAUCACGACUAAAAUAGGUGAAGAUGCUGCCAACAAGCUUUGCAAUGAGGCCAUGUACUUCAUUGGAAUUGGCAGCAAUGACUAUGUUAACAAUUAUUUGCAGCCAUUUUUAGCAGACGGUCAACAGUACACACCUGAAGAGUUUGGAGAACUCCUUAUUACUACCUUAGACAAACAGCUUACGAGGCUAUACCAACUGGGUGCCAGAAAGGUGGCCUUCCAUGGCCUUGGUCCACUUGGUUGCAUUCCAUCUCAGAGGGUGAAAUCGAAGACAGGGCUGUGCUUGAAGAGAGUAAAUGAAUGGGUGUUGGAAUUCAACUCCGGAGUUAAGAAGCUGAUCGGCACUUUAAACCACCGAUUCCCGAAUGCUAAAUUCACAUUUGCAGAUACAUACGGAGAUGUUUUGGACUUAAUUGAUAAUCCUACUGCUUAUGGCAAGUGCAACCAUCUUUUAAUCAAUAAUCCUACAGAUGCUUAAACUAGCUCUUUUCUUAAACAAUUCCUUUUUUUUUCAGGCUUCAAGAUCUCCAACACUUCAUGUUGCAACGUGGAUACCAACAUAGGAGGUUUAUGCUUGCCAAACUCAAAACUAUGCAGCAACCGCACAGAUUAUGUGUUCUGGGAUGCAUUCCAUCCUUCUGAUAAAGCAAAUGAAAUACUAGCAGAAAAGUUCUUUUCCACCCUGUUCUCAGGUCCUCCAUCUAUAGCACCAAAGCCUUCUCACUGAUUGAUAACUCAACAACAGAAGAGAGAAUACAUUGAGCUGAAACCCUAUAAAGGUAAUGGGGCUUAAUGCAUCUACAUUAGGUUUUUGAUGGAGAGACCUAUUAGAUAUUCAUGUAGCUAAUAAAUACUUUCGCAAUCUUUCCAUUGUCAAACAAUGAACUUAUUAUGAAGUAGCUAAAUAAUCAAAUCAGUUGAAUGGUGAGUGUAAAAUACAGCUUAUUUUAGCCUUCAAAACCCAGUUAAAGGCAUCACAAAUGAAAAACAUCUCCUGUAUGCAUCACAAAGGCACAUCAAUUUAUGAUCACUGUCGAUCUAGCUUCCACAAAAGCAGGGGUAAGAGCUUGGAACAGAGAAAAGCAUUUUGGGCAACGAAUUGAGCACUUGAUUUCAUUUAUAUGA
Molecule: messenger RNA, 1590 nt
Organism: Populus nigra (black poplar)
Lineage: Eukaryota; Viridiplantae; Streptophyta; Magnoliopsida; Malpighiales; Salicaceae
Product: GDSL esterase/lipase At5g37690-like
Exons: 5
Coding region: 44-943 (299 amino acids)
Molecular function (GO): hydrolase activity, acting on ester bonds
Source: RefSeq, a predicted model, not a curated record